Patiria miniata (bat star) is the source of this 1724-nucleotide messenger RNA. RefSeq names its product uracil-DNA glycosylase-like (gene ung). Gene Ontology annotation, molecular function: uracil DNA N-glycosylase activity. Lineage: Eukaryota; Metazoa; Echinodermata; Asteroidea; Valvatida; Asterinidae. Gene Ontology annotation, biological process: base-excision repair, AP site formation via deaminated base removal; base-excision repair. Gene Ontology annotation, cellular component: nucleus; mitochondrion. Bases 142 to 1068 code for a protein of 308 amino acids. The record is from RefSeq and is a predicted model, not a curated record. The transcript has 8 exons.
GUCCAGGUUUGGCGCGAAAUUUUGCACAUGUAUACAGCUGAUCACGAAUUCACGAUCGACGGAUUGCGCGGCUUGCGAUUGGAAAUUUGAAACAAAUUGCUGGAAUUUUUGUUCAAUUUUUACACAAGUUGAUGACAAGAAAUGAUCGGACAACAAAAGAUUUCAUCUUUCUUCCGAGUUGCAUCGGUCGGGAGUGGAACAAAACGACAGCUCGGAACAGAUAAUGGAUCAACACCACCCAAGAAACUGAAAUCCAUUGAAUCAGGAGAUGCCGUCACCAGUCUCAGCCCUGAACAGAAAGAGAGAAUGGCACAACAACGAGCCAAAGCAUUGGAGAAACUACACAGCAAACAAACAAACCUGCCAACUGCUGGAAUCGCUGGGGCGCCUCCUGGAAUCGGACAAUCCUGGGCGAGGGCGCUGUCUGGGGAGUUCAAUAAGCCGUACUUCAACAAACUUCAAGACUUUGUUGAGAAGGAGCGACAAUCUAAGACUAUCUACCCACCAGCCGACCAAGUCUACUCGUGGACACAGCUCUGUUCCAUCCAUGAUGUCAAGGUUGUAAUUUUGGGGCAGGAUCCCUACCAUGGACCGGGGCAAGCUCAUGGUUUGUGUUUCAGUGUCAAGAAAGGAGUGUCGCCACCUCCCAGUUUGGUGAACAUGUUCAAGGAAUUGUCCACGGAUAUUGAUGGUUUUGAGACUCCUAGGCAUGGAAAUCUGACAGGAUGGGCCAAGCAAGGGGUGCUGCUUCUGAACGCGGUGCUGACCGUGCAGGCUCACCAGGCCAACUCCAACAAAGACAAAGGAUGGGAAAAGUUCACAGAUGCCGUCAUCAGUUGGCUGAAUAAACACUGUGAUGAUAUCGUCUUCCUGCUGUGGGGGUCUUAUGCACAGAAGAAAGGCAGCAUCAUAAACACCAAACGCCACCACGUACUGAAGGCCGUCCACCCAUCUCCCUUGUCUGUCUACCGAGGCUUCUACGGCUGCAAGCAUUUCUCCAAGACCAACGAGAUUCUGAAGAAAGUUGGCAAGACACAGAUAGACUGGGGUGAUCUUAACGCAGAAUAGCCGCACUCUGAUCUGUGAAAAAAUCUUGAGGGGAGGUUGUCACCAAAAAUUGAACAAAAUCAUAGUGUUUUCUCCCCAGAAGAGCAAGCAUUUAUCAAACAAUUUCUUUUUAGUCAAUGGAGAUUGCAUUUACAGAAAACAAAGCAUUGAAGGUUGCAGCUAUGUUUUAGCUCAUUAGCAUUAAUGAAUAUUACGUCAACUGACAUUUCGUUAAAAAUUCAUUUCAAGUUUCAGCUGUUAAAAAAUGGCAAGUUACCCAGAAACCAAAUUUAAAGGAAACGUUUAAGAUAUUUUUUUGGGAAAAAAUGCUCAUUUCAGACAAUUGUAGUUUAUUAACAAAAUUAUCCUCGCUUUUGAUUACUUGUACGAAUAACUGGAGCACGCCAGCUUUUCUGUCUUUUUCGUUUAAUUUGUAUUGCCUGUUGUUGCUUAGUUUCGAAUUUGCCUGUGAACUGUGCUUGUAACCUCAUUCGCUUUCAAGUAGGAUGCCAUUUCCCCUUUGUAAAAAAAGAGAAUAUUUUUAUAGUUUUGACACUGUCUUAUUCCGAUGCAUGUUUUAAGUAUCAUUUUAUUGAAUUUGGAAACACGUCCAGCGAUCUUGUUAUUUCGUUCCUCACUUACACUGCCUUAUCACACAAAACUGUAUAUACUUCAUA